AUGGAUAAAAGUUGGAUAAAUCAACAUAGGUUGCACCCGGAAUACAUACAAGGGGUUAAGGAAUUUAUUAAAUUUGCAUGCGAAAAUAAGCCGUUGUUGAAUGAAGUCACAUGCCCAUGUAAACGGUGUCGUAAUGUCAAAUUGGUGGAGAAAGGCCUGUUAGGGGAACAUUUAAUGAUCAACGGGUUUCUUCCAAGUUACACCAGUUGGAUUUUUCAUGGGGAGAAUUUGUCAUCACCUGUGCCACACAAUGUGAAUGUCGGGCAAACUGAUUCGAAUGAUGGUGAUGAAACUUAUGAAAUGCUAUACGAAGGAUUUGGACUUCCUCCACCAAGCUUUAUUCACGAGGCAGCAAGUUCUGGCAUUAAACAAGGUCCAGAUGAGAAAACCGAAAAAUUCUUCAAUUUAUUGAAAGAGGCCAAAAGAGAGUUGUAUCCUGAGUGUCAGAAGUUUUCAACGCUCUCAUUUAUUGUUCGGUUAUUCCACAUCAAGUGCCUUAGUGGAUGGAGUGACAAGUCUUUCACGAUGUUGCUUGAGCUUUUGAAGGAUUCGUUCCCAAAGGGUGAAACUUUGCCAAAGUCAUUUUAUGCAACUACGAAACUUCUUAGGGACUUGGGCCUCGAUUAUCAUAAGGUACAUGCAUGCCCAAGGGAUUGUUCACUAUAUUGGAAGGAAACAGCUGGUAUGGAUGAUUGCAUAGUGUGUCAUAUGCCUAGAUACAAACAGUUUGAGGGGGAGAAGAAUGAUGUUAAGAAGAAGCAACAAAGAAUUCCACAGAAGAUUGUUAGAUACUUUCCAUUGAUUCCAAGGCUUCAAAGAUUGUUUAUGUCAUCCAAAACAUAUUCUUUAAUAAGAUGGUAUGCAGAGGGCCGAAUUAAUGAAGGCAAAAUGAGACAUCCUGCUGACUCUCCAGUUUGGAAAAAUGUUGAUAAUUUGUAUCCCAAGUUUGCGAGUGAGCCUCGCAAUGUCAGACUGGGUUUAGCAGCGGAUGGAUUCAAUCCAUUCAAGGCAAUGAAUGUCUCUCAUAGCAGUUGGCCAGUUAUUAUAAUGCCAUACAAUUUGCCACCAUGGUUGUGCAUGAAGCAACCUGAUAUGAUGAUGACAUUGCUCAUCGAUGGUCCUUCUUCACCUGGAAAUAAUAUUGACGUCUAUUUACGCCUUGUAGUGGAUGAAUUGAAAGAACUGUGGGAAAACGGUGUUGACACGUAUGAUGCGGAAACUAAUCAGAUGUUCCGAAUGCAUGCUGUGUUAUUGUGGACUAUAAAUGAUUUUCCUGCCUAUGCAAUUUUGUCUGGAUGGAGCACGAAAGGUGCUUUAGCUUGUCCUUGUUGUAACACACAUACUCGUUCUCGAUAUUUGAAGAACGGAAGGAAAUUAUGUUACAUGGGGCAUCGUCGCUGGUUGAAUGAGGGUCACAAAUUUCGGAAAGCUAGUGCAUCUUUUGAUGGCACUCAUGAAUUCGAACCAUGUCCAACUCGGUUAUCAGGGGCUAAUGUGCUACAACAGCUAGGCCCUAAGUUCAAAUUGAAUUCUAAGCGUCAACAAUCUAGCAAACGGAAUAGAAAGGGGAAAGAAAAGGAGGAAAAUGAGGGCUCGGGUCAUAAUUGGAAGAAGAAGAGUAUUUUCUUUGAGCUAUCAUAUUGGGAGCAUAAUUUGAUUCGCCACAAUCUUGAUGUGAUGCACAUUGAAAAGAACUUGGAAGGACAAUUUAAAUACUCGUCGAGAUUUGCAAGAUAUGGGAAUUCGGAAGGCACUACAUCCUCAGUAUAG
Messenger RNA from Camellia sinensis, 1770 nucleotides. The record is from RefSeq and is a predicted model, not a curated record. Lineage: Eukaryota; Viridiplantae; Streptophyta; Magnoliopsida; Ericales; Theaceae.